Molecule: messenger RNA, 759 nt
Organism: Diabrotica balteata
Lineage: Eukaryota; Metazoa; Arthropoda; Insecta; Coleoptera; Chrysomelidae
Source: the annotation of a GenBank genome assembly
AUGUGUUCUAAUAAAAGAUUGACAGUCCAAGAGAUUGCAGAUCUCUUUGACUCAGAACAAUUUUGGGAGGAUUUUCACAAUGAAAUAGUUGAUCGGGUUUAUAUAGAACCCCCGGAAAACCGAGAAGAAUCAGACGAAGAUUCCGGAGAUGAAUCUGGUAGUGGACUAGACAAUUUAUCAGGCAAACAACUUCAAGCGGACAGAAAACAAAACAGAACUCCUCUUACUCAAAAAGAGCUUGAAUAUUUGGCUGAAAAUCUCUCAGAAAUUGAAGAUACGUGUGAAUUUAGUGAUGACAGCGAGGGCUCAGAAGAAAACAUUAUGGUCAGUGAGCAUGACAGUGAAUCUGAGGAGUCGAUUGAUUCAAAUAUGGACAUUUCUGAGGAACAGCUUGAUACACCAGGCGAUAUGGACAUUUCUGAGGAACAGCCUGAUACACCAGACGAGCAACCUCUUGCCGUAUCAUGGAUCAGACACAGAGACAUUCAUAUCCUCACAGUGGCUAGCUACACCUACACGAGCGACCAGCGAUUCCAAGCAAAUCACCAUCCUGAAACGGAUGACUGGACUUUGCAGAUCAAAUGGGCCCAAAAGAGAGAUGCUGGCACUUAUGAAUGUGAAAUGCCAGCUGCAAUGCAAACGGGCUCUGAUGGAUUGUCCAACAGCUCAUUCAACAUAUUCGCUCUCAUAAUCGCUUCUUACCUAUACACAUCGUACUAUUUCAGUGACCUUGACCUAAAUCAAAGAAGUUGGAGGUAG